Pecten maximus is the source of this 2376-nucleotide messenger RNA. Its product is annotated as endonuclease III-like protein 1. NCBI's taxonomy places the organism in Eukaryota, Metazoa, Mollusca, Bivalvia, Pectinida, Pectinidae. Gene Ontology annotation, cellular component: nucleus. The record is from RefSeq and is a predicted model, not a curated record. Gene Ontology annotation, molecular function: DNA binding; DNA-(apurinic or apyrimidinic site) endonuclease activity; oxidized pyrimidine nucleobase lesion DNA N-glycosylase activity. Gene Ontology annotation, biological process: nucleotide-excision repair; base-excision repair, AP site formation; base-excision repair. The transcript is spliced from 4 exons. The coding region runs from base 62 to 1351 and encodes 429 amino acids.
AAAUGUAUUUUGUUACGUAAAUAAUUCAAGCAACAUAUAUUGAUGUCAACGUGCUGCACACAUGCUCAGAGCCAUCGUUCUUUUUGAUAGGAAAGAAUUUUGUCAGUUUUUGACUAAUUCACACGAGCGAUUUGCUAACGUCAAGUUAUUGUUAUUGAAAAUGGCAGAUCAUUCUCCAUAUUUCCAACAUGGUAGGAUAACCAGAUCAAAAUUGUUAUUGGGCAGACCAACCGUCUUGAAUCACACAGCGCAGCCGGCUUUCUCUCAAGACAUGUUGCUGAAAAUUAAAGUAGAGCCUCAAGAGGAUAACUGUGUUCAAACAGCACGCGCUUUUAAUGAAGAUUCAACACCAGAACAUAUUGCUAAAUGUGAAAACGUUUGUGUAAAGUCGGAAUUAGAUGUUGGUGAGAUUAAAGAAAUUAAACAAGAACCACUGGAAAGUUAUUAUGAGCCUAAUCUAGACAAAGGCAAUAGUGCUCUUACAACGAAAAAUGAACGUAAGACAAGAAAAAGAGGUAAACAAUUAAUUCGGUAUGAAAAACUGCCAAUAAAAUCAGAAGAAACAGACAGUGAUUUUCAGACUAGUUCUGAUUACAACCAAAAGAAAAUAAAGUGGGAGCCACCAAACUGGAAAACACAAUUUGAAAAUAUCAUUGAAAUGAGAAAAGACAGAAGUGCACCUGUAGACUCAAUGGGCUGUGAUGAAAUCAGUGACAAAGAUUCAAAGCCAGAGGUGUACCGCUAUCAGGUACUACUGUCACUGAUGCUUUCCAGUCAAACCAAAGAUCAGGUGACAUCAGCAGCUAUCUCCAGACUAAGAGCACAUGGUUGUACUGUUGACAACAUUCUUAAAACAUCUGAUGAACAGCUUGGAAAACUAAUAUACCCUGUAGGCUUCUGGAAAAAAAAGGUAAUUUACAUAAAGAAAACCAGUGUUAUUCUGCGAGAUAACUACAAGUGUGACAUUCCCAAGACUGUGGAAGACCUGUGUAAACUUCCAGGAGUGGGACCCAAGAUGGCCUACCUUACCAUGAAAUCUGCCUGGGACGAAGUUGUGGGCAUAGGUGUGGACACACACGUACAUCGCAUCAGUAACUGGCUGGGCUGGGUGAGGAAGCCUACCAAGACUCCAGAGGAGACACGAAAAGCUUUGGAAGACUGGUUACCUAGGGAGUACUGGGGCAAGAUUGAUCUUCCAUUGGUGGGCUUUGGCCAGCAAAUCUGUACAGCCGUCAAGCCAAAGUGUGAUUUCUGUCUUAACCAACAGAUCUGUGCUGUCGGCAGGGCAAAUGUCAAAACAUCAAAAGUUAAACUCAAAGAAGAACAGAUAGAAAUAAAGGAAGAAUCAUGACUUCAUUUCCUAAUGUUUAAUUUACAUGAUUAAGGCAAAAACUAUUACGUAAGUCAGCAUCUGUUGCAGUGACUGAAAACUGUGUCAAGCUCCAGUUAUCAGAACCGAUGCAAUACAAAAUAAUUAGUUCUGUAUGCAUGUGUAUUUGUUUUAAUCUUGUACAGUAGUGUUGUAAUUUGUGUUAAUUAUAUCAACAAUUUUAAUUGUAUUGUAACAAUUUUAAUAUACAGUAAGGGAUGUAAAAUUCAAAUUAAUAUUCUUUUAGUCAAUAGUCUUGUUGAAGGUGCUGAAAUGAGGAAGGAGACAAGGGGGCCUAUACAGGUUGGAAGUCAAUAAAGAAAGUAAUGUAUCAGAUAGUAAUAUGUUUUUAUUUUUUCUUCUUUUUUUUCAAAGAUUUUUUUGGAUGGGAUGGGUGUUGGGGUGGGGAUAAUAAAUUGAUGGUGAAGUAGACAAUUAGGUAGUCUCUGGAAGAAGGUUUUACUUAACCUGGGGACUUUUCAUAGGGAAGCUUUCAUUCACUGAUGUAUAAGUAUGUUUAUAAGCAGUAUAAAAUUUGCUCAGACCAUAUGUGAGAUGUUUGCAAUGGGAACUAGAGAAUUUUAUCUACUUCUUUCAUUAUUUAUUCAUCUUCUUAUUGCAUAAAAUGGCAAAGGCUAAACAGUGGCAAACACAGUACAUUUCAUUAUGAGUGACAAGCUUUCACUAUUCUGGCAAUAAAUCCAUGCCAGGUAAUUAGCCCACCAUGUCUAAUACAGUUCAGUGGAAAUGCUCAAGCUAUUUUGUUGUCAUGCAACAAGGCCACUCUCUACUGUGAAUCAAAAUGUAUGUGUUGCUCCGCUGGGCUUAUAUCAGGAUAAAUACGUCAAAUGCUUUUAGAAAUACAUUAAGAGUUUGUCCACAGUAUACUUAUACUGAUAUAAAUUUGUUACUACUGGCUUUAAAAAUAGACCAAGACAACUUUUGUGUCUACCUCAUUUAUGUAAAUGUUCAUAAGGAUGUAUUUUAAUAAAGACUAAUGAAUGAGA